Tigriopus californicus is the source of this 4406-nucleotide messenger RNA. It is a transcript of the gene Upf2, whose product is annotated as regulator of nonsense transcripts 2-like. The record is from RefSeq and is a predicted model, not a curated record. Lineage: Eukaryota; Metazoa; Arthropoda; Copepoda; Harpacticoida; Harpacticidae. The coding region runs from base 414 to 4343 and encodes 1309 amino acids. Gene Ontology annotation, biological process: nuclear-transcribed mRNA catabolic process, nonsense-mediated decay. Gene Ontology annotation, cellular component: cytoplasm; exon-exon junction complex. Gene Ontology annotation, molecular function: protein binding; RNA binding. The transcript has 10 exons.
UAGUAGUUCGACAUACACACACACACACAGGACUCCUUAAUUAUUCCUGUUUCCAUCAUCCCGUUGGGUUUGUUGGCUGAUUUAGCGGAAUCCCAAGAGGCAAGAAGACAAGCGGGAUGCUCCAUUGAUUGGAUUAUUACCGAACGACGAUCGACGAUCGACGAUCAUUACGCUCCGCCGCAUGAGUGAGACAUUGAUCGAUCGAUCCGUACCGCCAAGUCCGAUGACCGAGCUGGACGGACUACUGACGAUUCAAAGUCAGUCAGUCAUUGAGGCGCUCAUUGAGGCGCUCAUUGAACUGCCCGUUUGAUUGCUUCCUGGACAGAUACGCCUCUCGAGAGUUGAGUGGCCAGCCGAACACUUGUUACGCUUGGAUCGAUUCAGUUUGCCAGCCCCGACCCUGACCGACCACCAUGGCCAACGCUUCUGGGACGUCCAAGUCCUCCGAGGAGUCGGACACCCCAGCCUUGGAUCCAUGCGCUCAAACAUCUGCCGAAUCGAGCCAGAUGACGGAGGCCUCAUCCACCUCCGAGCCCGGCUCAGAUAGGGCUGCCGAUCGGGCGUACCUCGACGAUUAUUUGCGGGACACUCGAGGUCGCUGGCAAUGGAAGUCGAGCUUGCGCAACGAGAAUGUCGCUUGUCUGAACAAUCGACCCGAGGAAACGGAAUGGCACAAGCUGGAUUCCUCGCUCAGAAAGAACACGGCCUUUGUUCGCAAGUUGCGUAAUUACACCGAGGCCCAGAAAGAGACGUUGGCCAAAGAGUUCCAACAGUUGAAUCUCUCCAAAUACAUUGGCGAAGUGUCGUCUGCCUUAGUCGAGGCCAAACUCAAGCUCUCCGAUCUGGGCUCGGCCAUUGAGCUCUGUUCCCAACUCCAUCAACGUUAUCCGGAUUUUGCCUCUCAUUUCUUGGAAUCUUGGACCAAAAUCCUCACGGCCAAAACCAAAGACGAGAAAGUGACCAAUUUGAGUAAAUUUCGGGUCGACUUACGUUUUUACGCCGAUUGUGUCUCCGUAGGGCUGUUUCCACUUAAAGACGGACUGCAGCUCUUGGGUCAGGUUCUGACUCAUUUGGUGCAAAGCGACAAGGAGGACAUGGCCCAUGUGUCUCUGAUUCUUACCUUCAGCAAGCACUGCGGCGAUGAUUACGCUGGUCUUGUACCUCGUCGCAUCCAAGCCUUGGCUCAUGAAUUUGGGAUCGAGUUACCCUCCAACGACUUCUUACCCCCCGAAAAGCAGCGAAAUGUGAGGUCAUUGUUGACCGAAUACUUCCAUGCCUUGGGCACCUACCUUCAAAAUGCUCACCGAGAGUUGGCGACCACCGAUAAAGCCAAUCGAAGUAUCUUGCUGACCAAAGGCGAGCUUUUUCAAGAUCGCAAGGACAAGGCCGAAGCCCUUCGGUUGUCUUUUCAAAAAUGUCUAGGUUAUGCCGAACAGUUGGCCGAGCUGCUGAACGAGCCAAUGCCCGAGUUUCACAAGGACGAGGUUACGAGCACAACCAAAGGUAAACCCGAAACUCUGGAUUGCUCUGAAUCCCUUGGAGAGGAAGUGGAUCAGUCGGCCUUGGGUCGCUUGUGGGAAGACGAUGAGACAAAAUGCUUCUACGAGAGCUUAGUGGAGUUAGAAGCUAUCAUACCGGCCAUUUUAUACAAAGACUGUCGGGACCUCAAGACCACUGAAAGAAAGAGUGUACAAGAGGUUGAUGAGGCUCUCUUGGACGUUGAAGUCGAAGGUGACGACGACCUUAAUGAGGAAGUCAUCCAGCGAGAACUAGAGGCUAAUCCGGGCCCUCCCCAGGAUGAGGAAGAGGCUGGCCCUCCUAACAUAGACGAGGAUAUCGAUGAAGCGGAGGGGAAUAAUCCAUCGGCCAAGAUGAUGUUUGACGCGUUUUUAGCCAAACUUGCGACGUGUGUUAGUCGAGAAAUGGUGGAUAGUGCGGCUAUUGAAUUUUGCAUGAAUCACAACACAAAAGCCAAUCGAAAGAAGCUCGUAAAAGCCUUGUUCAACGUUCAUCGGAAUCGCACCGAGCUCCUGCCCUUUUAUGCUCGAUUGACGGCUGCUUUGGAGCCCGUCAUGCCCGAGGUGCCCGAUGGACUAGGCUCCUACCUGAAACAAGAAUUUCGAUGGCAGAUCAGGAAAAAAGAUCAAAUGAAGAUUGAGUCCAAACUGAAAGUGUGUCGGUUCAUCGGCGAGAUGGUCAAGUUUCGAGUGUUCCCAAAGUCGGAAGUCUUGUUUUGCCUGAAGAUGCUGCUUUUCGAUUUCUCUCAUCAUCAUAUCGAAAUGGCUUGUACAUUGAUGGAGACCUGCGGGCGAUUUCUCUUCAGAUCUCCGGAAUCACAUCAUCGUACGAAGAUUUUCCUCGAGCAAAUGAUGAGGAAGAAAGCAGCCUUUUCGAUGGAUAACAGAUACGUGAUGAUGAUUGAGAACGCCUACUACAACGUUCAACCUCCAGAUGUUCCCGACCAAGACAAGCAAGUCAAACUUCCAAUCUAUCAAUACAUAGACAAGAUCUUGUUUCUCGACUUAAAUCGCCAAACCACAGAGAAGGUGUUGAAGCUCUUACGCAAGCUCGAUUGGAACGAUGACCCCAAUUUGGCUAAUUACGUGAUAUCCUCCUUGUGUUCGGCGUGGAAGGUCAAGUAUUACAACAUCCAAUACCUCGGUAGUCUCCUGGCUGGGCUGGUUUCGUACCAGGAUUGGAUCGGUCCGAGAAUAGUGGAUGCGGUUUUGGAAGACAUUCGACUUCAUAUGGAAAUCAAUGAUCCAAAAUACAAUCAGCGACGCAUUUCAAUGGUGAAGUUCUUGGCUGAGCUCUACAAUUACCGCUUAGUAGACUCCAGUGUUAUCUUCAAAGUGUUGUAUUCAUUGAUUUCUUAUGGAGUCGUAUCAGGGGACAACGAAGUCAGUUUCUUAGACCCUCCAGAUCAUUUGCUCCGCAUUCGGUUAGUUUGCGUGAUUCUAGACACCUGUGGCAUCUACUUUAAUAGUGGAAGCAGCAAGAAGAAACUUCAAUACUUUUCCACGUAUUGGCAAGCAUAUUAUUGGAGCAAGAGAGAGCAUCCGAUCUGGAACCAACAGAAUCCCUUUCCCAUCAGUAUAUCCAACCAAGUGUUGGAAACCUUAGCAAAUCUUCGCCCUAAGCUAACCGUGUUUUCGUCGAUUGAAGGUGUCAAAGCCGCCACGACCGCCAUCGAGAAUGAAAUUCUUGCCACCCUCAGCGAAAGGGCUCCUCAAUAUCAAAAAUACAUCCAAGAUUCCAGGGGUCAGUCAAGGCCUGGCAAAGACAAGGGCGGCCUGGGAAUUAUCCAGGAAGAAAAUGAUGACCAACCAGGGAGAACCCUGGGUGACUUUAAACUAACAACCAAAAGGAUAGCCUAUCCCGAUGAUGAAGAAGAGGACGAAGACGAUGCUAUCGAUGACAACAACCACAAUAAAGAUGAUGAUAACGAUGAUAACGACGAUGAUGAUGAUGAUGAUGAUGAUGAUGAUGAUGAUGGUGGUGAUGAUGGUGGUGAUGAUGAUGGUGAUGGUUUUGGAAAGAUCAAGGAAGAUGGCGAAGAAGACGAGGAAGAAGACGACGAGGAAGGCUCCGAUUUUGAUGAGGAUGAUAAUGAAGAGGCUAGUGACGAUGAUCAUUCAAGCGAAGAAGACAACCUCACAAAACCUGCAAGUUUGCAUAAAGAGGUUGUUGGAGAAUCGAAUCGUUCAAAAUCUUUUUUUUUGGGUGAUGUUCAAAAUGAGGACGACCGAUCAGAUUCAAGUCAUUCCAGUGACGAGAGUGAUGAUGAGUUUGCCGAAUCAGACAUGGAUUCGGAUGAGCUACCAGAUGUAUCGAAACCCCGACACAUCGAAUGUGAAGACGACGAGGAUUUUGUGUCCUUGUUUGAUAAGAUGUUGCUAGACAACAUUUCUGAAAACCGAGCCCCAACCAAAGGCCAUCAAAUAGAUAUCAUCGCUCCCGUCAGCGUAAAACACAAAAUGGGCCAAGAGGGACCUCAACUCCUUAGUGAGAACACAGAAGGGUCCAUCCAAUUCACGAUCUUACAUCGACGCGGCAACAAGCCCGCCAUGCGCAGUGUGGCAGUGCCCCUGAAUUCAGAUAUUGCCAGGAAUUUGCAGAAACAAGAAGAGGCUGACAGACGAGAAAAGGAGCGCGUUAAAGAGCUCACUUUGCAAAUCAAUGAGCGGCAAGAGGAGGAAGACUUAAACGAAGCCAUUGCAUCGAUGCAAAGACCUUCUCUUGUGCGUGUGAAUCGCGACCGUCGCCGACCAUUUCAGCCACCUAAAGGUGCUCCCGAUGCCGAUUUGAUUUUCGGCUCGAAAAGACCUGGAAAAGGAAAUUGACCCUGACUCUGGCUGUUAUUGCGAUCCGUUUUAAAUGAAAUAAAACGUUUUCAUGGUGCACGA